This is a messenger RNA of Siniperca chuatsi (mandarin fish), 3031 nucleotides long. It is a transcript of the gene rp2, whose product is annotated as RP2 activator of ARL3 GTPase. Gene Ontology annotation, biological process: post-Golgi vesicle-mediated transport. Gene Ontology annotation, cellular component: periciliary membrane compartment; cilium. Lineage: Eukaryota; Metazoa; Chordata; Actinopteri; Centrarchiformes; Sinipercidae. The transcript is spliced from 5 exons. The coding region runs from base 148 to 1263 and encodes 371 amino acids. The record is from RefSeq and is a predicted model, not a curated record. Gene Ontology annotation, molecular function: GTPase activator activity.
GAAGCUGGGAAACAGGAAGCUAAAAAAAAAAAAAAAAUCUUGUCAACUUAAGUGCACGUAAGCUUCUGCCUCACAUUUUCUUGUGUUCUCCAAACCAAAGUUACGGUUAGAAAACUGGUCUUAUCUGGUCGCCACUGAAAGACCAAAAUGGGGUGCUUCUUUUCGAAAAAAUCCAAAAGAAAGUCCUCUGAAAAAGAGGAUCUUACGCCAACAACGACUGCCGAAGCUACGACGACAAGCAACGCGGUUCCCCUUGGCAACAACACCGACGAGGCACCGAAGCAAUACAGCUGGGAUAAGAGAGAAAAGGUUGAUCCCAAAGACUACAUGCUGACAGGGCUCAAAGAUGUCACAGUGGGCCGUCUGCCUGGCAAACUGAACGGGCAACAGUUUGUCAUCCAAGAGUGUGAGAACUGCAACAUCUACGUGUUCGACUAUUCGGCGACUAUCACCAUCGAUGACUGUGUCAAUUGCCGCAUUGUUCUAGGACCUGUCAAGGGCAGUGUGUUUUUCAGAGACUGUAAAGACAUCAAGUGCGUGGUGGCCUGUCAGCAGUUUCGCACACGGGACUGUAAAAAGAUGGAUGUGUUCUUGUGCUGCGCCACCCAGCCCAUCAUUGAGUCAUCUACGGGUAUGAAGUUCGGCUGCUUUCAGUACUUCUACCCCGAGCUGGCCUUCCACUUCAAGGACGCCGGGCUCAGCAUAUUCAACAACAACUGGAGCAACAUCCACGACUUCACGCCGGUGUCUGGAGAGAACAACUGGAGCUUGCUGCCAGAGGCUUCAGCGGUUCUGGAUUUUAUACCGUCCCCGGACCCCGAGUCUGAAUUCAAGUCUGUUCGAAUCUCCACUGAACCCACACGCAGCAUUGUGCCUUUGACAAAGGGAGGGAGGCGUAAGGACAGUGAAGAGUCCUGCCUCUUUGUUUUCUUCGCUGGAGAGUACACCACUGCAAACGCCCGCAAACUGAUUGAUGAGGCAACUGCUAAAGGUUUUGUGCUGAUCCAGACGAAGGAAGUCUCAAUGCGACCUGAAGAUGUGAAGAGAGUGUUUCAGAACAGUGCAGAGGAUGUCGUGGAGUGGAUCACCAAAGGUCCUGUUAUUGCCCUCGAGCUGAACGGAGACGGAGUUGUGGAAGCCUGCAAGAACCUCGCUAAUGAAGUGUUCAGUGGGACCAAGGUUUUCGUCUCUGAUAACAAAAAUACGUCCUCUCGAGACGUGGACAGCUUCUUCAACUUCGCUGACAUGCAGAUGGGCUUGUGAAUGAUUAAGUGUCAAAACAAACCGCUCGUCAGACGUCGAAUCUGAUUUUCUAAAUUCCCCGCCGUCCAGCUCGGGUUGAAUAUGAUUAGCGUUUGAUUAUUUGCCUGUUUUUGUCCUCAGAAAUUAGGUAGGAAUGAAAACUAUUAAGGACUGUGUUUGAUAAAGCCUUGGAUAAAACAAUUCAGUUCAUCAACCAUGAGUCUACAGACUGAAAUUCGUCCUAAAACAUUUGCUGUAAACCACGAAAUAUCCAUUAGUUGCUAAGAGUGCUGUGAAUAUUUAUAUUUCCAUGAAUGUAUUCUGUAAUUCUGUUGCUUUUAUUGAUUGUGAAUGUAGCUCUUUGAUGUAAAUGUAAUUCAUUUUAAUUUAAAGCUUUCUUUACUGUCUGACACAGUCGUUGCAGUGGAAAAACCAUGAGCACAAGAAUGCCCGAGAGAAAAUAUUUUAUAUAUAUCUAAAUCAUAUUUUAAUUUCUUUGAAGGAUUUAUUUGUGUAUGUGGUUUAGAUAAUGGACUUGUUUAAAAUAUGUAUAUUUGAGACAUGCUGUGUAGACAAAACUACAUCUUUCUUAUUGAUAUCUGUUAGGCCAAAGUUGAAUUGUGAAAGUUUGAGUGUAUCUUGCUGUUCAUUCAGAUGAACUGAUCGGUUUACACUAAAUAGUGUAAACACUUGUAAAAAAGAGUUUUCGAUGUAGGCAACUCGUGUAAUCUUUUUUUAUUUUUUAUUUUGUAAUAUUUGUUUCAUACUCUACUGAAUGUUUUUGUAUAGACACAAAUUAUUGUUCUUUAUUAUAAUUUUCAGUAAAAAAAAAGUUUGACUUCAAGUGUGACUUAAUUUUGUUAUCAGGCUUUUCACACCUGUACUCUGAAAGUGAGUGGAUUUGGAGGAGGGGGCCGUGUGUUACAGUGAUUCUGGUUAGAGGGUGACAAACUUGAGCCAAUGCAGAUAACAGCAGUCUGUAAUCACAAUAUAGUAAAUAAUGUAGUUUUUCUAUCAUCAGCAAAACCACUUGGCAUUCUGUUUGCCCAUUCUAAUUGGAUCAACUGGUCCUUUUUUUUUAUAAAUAUGAGCAAUUGAAAAGUUUUUUUAGAGGCUGUAAAUGUAAAUACUCCUGUACUGACUGUAUGUAUUUUGUGUUAAGAUGGUAAUAAGUUAUGAAUACCACUAAUUAGUGAAUUAUUUUCCUUGGUGUUGUUAUGGAAGCGCAUUGCUUAAAUAUUAGAGAUUAGUUUCAUUUUUCGAACAGAAAAAUACAAAUUCCAGUGUUUUUUUCUGAAGUGGAGUGAAUCAUGGGUUUUGAAUUGGCAAGUUCAUUAACAAUGUGCUGGCUUCCUCAGUGAAUCAGUUAGCAGCUUUCACUUCAGUUAUUUGACUGUCACCUACCUAAACAGCAUUUCAUCAUUUGGCUUACUACUGAUUGAUCCAGCCAAUGGCUUACAGUUUGACUUCACCCAGUCUGUGUUGGGGCCUGACUGUUAUUCCUUUAUCAAUGAUAAAAUACAUUGCAACACAUUGCACAUUCAGUUAAAGCAAAAUUUAGCCUGAUGUAUCAAACUAUUUUGUACAGUUGCCUUUAAGAAAAAAAUACAUAGGGACUUCUUGUGAUGUGAUUUUGUUUUUGUAAACCUUUUGUACUUGAGCAUACAGUUUUUGUAGAGCAAUUUGUCUUCAUGAAUGCACAUUUGUCUGUAAUUUGAUGUUUCAACACUAUAAUGACACCCUGUCUUUAUAAAAAGAGUCACAUUAAAAGCCGUAGAAUAUCUGAAAA